UUAAGGUUGAGAUUUCGAAUAGUUCGUGCCUCGUGGCGGCCAGUGCCAUUUGGCAUUAUUAUUGAAGUAAUUAGGUUCAAAUUAAGAUGUUUAAUUUUGAAAUAAACAUUAUUGAUUAAUUAUCUUAAUUAGUAAUUCAUGAAUCGUUGAGAAAAUGGGCAUAAAAUAAUUAUUAUUCUCCGAACAUGUAUUUAGAUACUUAUGCAAUCCUACUUGAUAGUUUAAAGUGUUGAUAGCUCAAAUGAUUAAUAACUAAUAAAUAAUCCUAGUUACCAGUUACCUAUUUUUAAAAAAUAUUUAAAAAUGCAUAAUACCAGAUAUUGGACUAGUGUAAAAUUGUUUACAAAAAAUUUUCAUUCUUCCAGCAUCAGAUUUAAAGCUACAGUAAUUGAUGGGAAAAGUAUUGCUAAUACUAUAUUAAAUGAGCUACGCCAAGAGACUCAAGAAUGGAUUUUGAAAGGGAAUCGGGCUCCCAGUUUAGUAGCAGUAUUAGUUGGACAAAACCCAGCUAGUAAAAUUUAUGUGUCAAACAAAAUGAAAGCUGCUAAAGUUGUUGGUAUUGAAACAAAAACGAUGAAGUUCAGUGCAUCAACAAGUGAAAAUGAGCUACUUGCAUGUAUCAAAAGUUUAAAUCAUGAUGAAGAUGUUGAUGGAAUUCUAGUCCAGUUACCACUUCCUGAUCAUAUUACUGAACGAACUUUGUGCAAUGCUGUAGCACCACACAAGGAUGUUGAUGGUUUUAAUAUUGUUAAUAUUGGAAGAUUUUGUUUAGACAUGCAAUGUUUGGGACCAUGUACACCAUUGGGUGUUCAUGAAUUAAUUCGACGAACUGGAAUUCCUACUUUUGGUAAAAAUGCUGUUGUUUGUGGAAGAUCAAAAAAUGUUGGUAUGCCUAUUUCUAUGUUGCUCCAUGCAGAUAAUGCAGGCGAGACAUCAGCAAUGGAUGCAACUACAACAAUAUGCCAUCGAUAUACACCACCAGAUCAACUAGCUUUAUUUACAAAAACAGCUGAUAUUAUUGUUUCAGCAGCAGGUGUUCCAAAUUUAAUUCGUGCUGAUAUGGUUAAACCAGGAGCAGCCAUAAUUGAUGUAGGAAUAACCAGGGUAGAGGACCCGAAAACGUCCAAAUCAUAUCUAGUAGGUGAUGUUGACUAUGAAAAAGUAAAAGAAGUUGCCGGGUACAUAACACCAGUACCCGGAGGAGUUGGUCCAAUGACAGUAGCUAUGUUAAUGCGUAAUACAAUUGCUGCUGCUAAGAAAACUGUGAUUUAUAACAUACUUGAUCCUGGUGCAGUAAUAUACAAACAAGCAUCACAAAUAAAACCAUGAAUGCAAAUCUAGAUAAAAAUAUUUUAUUGAAUAAUAUUACUUAUGUGGUUGUGAUAAUUAAAUAAAAAUACAUUUAAAUAUUAAUUAAAUUAUUUUAUUAGGUA
Aphis gossypii (cotton aphid) is the source of this 1433-nucleotide messenger RNA. It is a transcript of the gene Nmdmc, whose product is annotated as bifunctional methylenetetrahydrofolate dehydrogenase/cyclohydrolase, mitochondrial. Bases 304 to 1329 code for a protein of 341 amino acids. Gene Ontology annotation, cellular component: mitochondrion. The transcript has 8 exons. The record is from RefSeq and is a predicted model, not a curated record. Gene Ontology annotation, molecular function: methylenetetrahydrofolate dehydrogenase (NAD+) activity; methenyltetrahydrofolate cyclohydrolase activity; methylenetetrahydrofolate dehydrogenase (NADP+) activity. NCBI's taxonomy places the organism in Eukaryota, Metazoa, Arthropoda, Insecta, Hemiptera, Aphididae. Gene Ontology annotation, biological process: tetrahydrofolate interconversion.